Dermacentor albipictus is the source of this 2380-nucleotide messenger RNA. RefSeq lists its product as uncharacterized. NCBI's taxonomy places the organism in Eukaryota, Metazoa, Arthropoda, Arachnida, Ixodida, Ixodidae. The record is from RefSeq and is a predicted model, not a curated record.
UUCUUGCUUCGUAAUGAGUGACACUUGCCGGCACUGAAAACGGUGGUUGCUUAGCUUAGAACGGAGCAAAGCAAAGCACGCGCGGUGAAUCAUUACGUCCUUGAACAUAAUGAUUUAAGAAAUCAGGAGUAUUUUCCCGCAGGGUUCGCAUGAAAAUUCUUUUUCUUAUCGGCCGCAAGUGCAUAAAAGAAUAUUUUUCUUUUACACAACUCGUUCGCAGCUACCCUCUGUGGCAUGCGCCACUUCAUCAGAAUAUCAAGAAGAAGAAGAAGAUGGAGGGUAGGAAGGCGUGCGUCGGAUACCGGGCAGCUGUCUGGGAAGAAAAAACAGCAAGCGCGCAAAGAAUUACAAUGCAUCUUUGCCAACGCUUGUGCCGAUCGCGGAAGGUGCUUUACGUUGUUUUCACCCUCGUCUUCCUGUGGCUGAGCGUGAAACUGGAGCUCGCCUUUCUCAAGCGCGUCACCAAGACAAGGCUGUUCUUCCACAAGGGCUACGUCUUGGACACUCCCGGAUGCAGGUUACCGGACUACGACCCAUUCCACUGGACCGUUCGCGCGCGCUACCGGAACCAGUCCGGCGGAGAGGACCUGUGCGACGAGAGCGGAUACCUCGUCACCUUCGCGGAUCGCACGACGCCCGUGCUGAACGAACGGGUCCUGGCGAGCCAGUACAACGCCACGGUCGCCGACGUCACCUGCUUUUACGCCGAGGUAGUCAGGAACACGAGCUCCCCGAUUCCCGACAACACGACGGUAGUUGGACCUUGGAGAACAGUCCAGUUCGGCAGGCCGCUGAGAGGAAGCGAGUACAUUUUGCUGCGAUGCGACCGGGCCGGUGCGGGAACGAUAUUCAGCCGCCACUCGUUGCUGGCUCGGAAGAAGAGGAGCCCGCAGGGACUCGACGAGGGCGCGCGAAGAGAGAGGCUUAACGUGCUCGUGCUGGGCGUCGACUCGGUGUCGCGUCUCGCCACGCUCAGGCACAUGCCCCUCACCAGGCGCUACCUGACGCGCGAGCUGAACGCGUUCGAGUUCGUCGGCUACAGCAAGGUCGGCUUGGCUUCGUUCCACAACCAGCUUCCUCUACUGACCGGCCUCUCGUCGGACGCCAUCGACAGACUGUUCGGAAAGAUGCACUACGACGUUCUACCGCAUCUGAUGUCCGUGUACCGCAAAAGAGGAUUCCGUACGCUGUUUCUGGAAGAAUAUCCAGAUUAUGGCCUCUUCACGUUUCACACACCGUUCGGAUUCAAAAGGGCGCCCACAGACUACUACCCUAGGGCCAUCAUGAAGCAGUUCCCAAGGCCAACGUGUUCUGUUCUGAGGUACGUCCAAGACCUCUUCUCGCUGGACGGCCAGCUCCUUUUUGCCUACGUGUGGCUGACCGACUUAAUGCACGACGACUUCAACGGCGCCGGCCGGCUGGACCUCCCGCUCGAGUCGCUGCUGAGAAACCUGUCGUCGAGCGGAGUUCUACGUCGUACCGCUCUGCUCGUGAUCAGCGACCACGGGCUGCGCUUCGGCGAAACGCGGCGUACCGAGAUCGGACGCAUAGAGGACUACACGCCCUCGUUCUUUCUGGCGCUGCCGGAACGCUUCCUCCGGCAGCACCCAGAAGCCGCGGUCCACCUGCAGGUAAACCAGUGGCGCCUGAUCACGGCGUACGACGUGCACGCGACUCUGCUGACACUCGCAGAGCUUCCACGCUUCGAGCCGGUCGUCACCGACAGCGGCAUCAGCCUGUUCCGGGGGAUCUCGCCCCAGAGGACGUGCGCCGAGGCGGCGGUGCCAGCGGACUUCUGCGCAUGCGUCGAUUCGCACAGCGCGCCCGCCCGGCCGGAAGACGUGAGCCGGUUGGUAGCGGCGACCGUGGCCUACAUCAACGGCGCGGUUAACUCGUCAUUUCCCGGAAAAUGCGUCGAAUGGCGCCUGAGCAGCGUCGAAGAGGCCAGGCUCACGACGGUCAAUGGCACGGAGGGCGGGCAAGAGGUGCGAUUCAGUGUCACGUUCCACACCGAGCCGAACGCCUACUUCGACGUGCACGGUUGGAUCGCGAAUGCAACAAGCGCCUGGGAUCUACAUGUAGAUGACCUGGAUAGGCUAGACGAGUAUAACUACAAGGCCAAAUGCGUUCCUUCCCAGCACACUGCACGCAAGAUGUGUAGGUGCAAAGACUACAACGAUGACGAGCCAUCGUCUUGGUGGGACUUCUUCUUGGACUUCUUUUUCUGACGGCAAAACGUUUCGGAAUUUCGUUAUUGCGCUCUGGUGUUCAAGCAAACUUUUACAACGAGUUUAUGCCGCGGUAUCUUGUUUUUGGAACGUGAGAAUGUGUUCAUGGGCACACUGUCGAUUGCACAACUAAAGUCACCCAGACCAUGUCU